This is a messenger RNA of Cooperia oncophora, 1548 nucleotides long. The record is from the annotation of a GenBank genome assembly. NCBI's taxonomy places the organism in Eukaryota, Metazoa, Nematoda, Chromadorea, Rhabditida, Trichostrongylidae.
AUGCCUAAAUGGAUCAUAAAUACACGAAUAUUGGACUUCAACAAGCUCAACAGCACUGCAUAUUUACCGAGAUGGGCCGCCAAAAAGAAAAAGAAGAUCCAUAAAGUGCUCAUUCCACGCAGAAGAUCAAAAAGAAGCCCUCAUCGCCUUGUUCUACCAAAAUCAGAAUUUGAGCCUUUGCAGGCAAAGCAAAGCGAAGUACUACCACCUCUAUUCGAGCAGACUACGAAAAGUCCCGUUCACAAAGUGACUAAUUUAUUCGUGUCUUUAUUUGGCAAAGUACCCGUGCAGGAUCUCUCAACGAAAUGGUCGACAACUUAUAAGAAACUGGUAAAACUUGCCCAAAUUUUCGAGAGCAACGAGAAACUGCCAGGAGCAAGGGUAUACGACACGAGAGUCUACGACCUUGUUGUUGGCAACAACGCGCCGAAGCCUUCCGAGGUGUUCGUGCCGCCGUUCUUGACAAAUGUGUUCAAUAUUGUGAAUUCCUUCAAAGGAUCACCAAAUGCUCGUAUACUCAGCCCAAGGUUCGUUCCACUCAUGCCAGACAAGACCGACGCCAAACGAAUUCUUUCCCCUUCGUUGUUCCCACUAUACAAGGACGAUACAGAGGAACAAAUAAUGCCCGUUCCUAAGAUGCUGGAGACUGUGGGCCUGAAUGAAAAGGACCGAAAGAGGGUGCUCGAAAUGGUCAUGGAGGUCAGCGGUGCUCGGGAGGCUGUCGACAACGCAAUGAAGAUACUGCACCAUUUGAACUCGUUCGAACUUGGAGAAAAAUUCCUUGCUGUCAGUGAGCGGGUUGGAGAAAGUUUCGAACGAUUGCGAAAUUCAAUGUCUGCGAGGCAAAAAGACGAAUUGAACAAGAGAGGAUUUACAUUCAUGGAGAAAGCCCAGAUGCGAAAAUUGCACGACGAACAAGGUUGUAUUUUGCAUAUUUUCAAAGCAAUACAGUACAAAAAGAAGUACAUUAUAGGUUUAAAUGAACCUGAAAUCAAGUCGAUAGUUGAAGACUAUGGAGCGCUAGGGGAGGAUCAACGCGAAGCUGCACUAUGGGAAGCGAUUGCGAAUAUCGCCGGUCUCAACAAACGUCAACGCAGGCGCCAGCGUCGACAGGUCACUGUUUUGGCUCCAGUUGUACUCAGCCCGUAUCAAUUCGCGCCGGUAUUAGGGCUUAGCAUUCUGGGCCCAGUUGUCCUAUCUCCAAACAUCUUCUCACCACUCGUCCUAAAUCCUUCUGUUCUUGGACCGUGGGUCUUGUCUCCAGCCAUUCCGUUACCUUUCGUCAUUUCGCCGUAUGUUCUUUCACCCUAUGUAUUGUCACCACUUGGCUUAGCUCCUUUUGUUUUUUCACCCUAUGUCCUGUCUCCGAAUGUCAUCAAUCCAUAUGUACUGUCACCAGUUGUUCUUAGUCCAGUUGUGCUUUGCCCAGAUGUAUUGUCUCCGAUGGCACUCGGAGGAGGGGUGCUCUCCCCAACUGUGCUGUCACCAUCUGUCCUUUCGAAGAGUUACCUAAUGGCCAGUGUGUUAUCGCCAUCUUUCUUAUCCUAG